AUGUCUCUCUCUCUCUCUCUCUCUCUCGGCCUCUCUCUCCUUUUUUUGCUUCUUUUGGGGAUUCGAGGGGUAGUACGACGAUGGCGUCUAGACUACGGUGUACAACGGGGCACGGGACACAGUUUUGUGCUCUCAAAGUACUCACUUCGCAGUCAACUCACCAGAUCAACUGAUGGUGCUGGCGCGUAUCCAAAAGGCCGGCCUACUCGACGGACUGCCAUAUCGACGGCAUACGUGCGGUUUUACAGAGGCGCGUGGUACAGGCCACCCUCGAAUGUCAAGAGGACGGGUCCAACAGGGGAUGAGGAAGCACUUAACCCAAUGAAAGAAGUGAGCCCGUACCUAAGUAGUUACACCCCUUUAGCAUUCACCGGUAACUUGUGCAACAGGUUAAGCAUCAAAUUCAACAACUAA
This is a messenger RNA of Trichoderma virens Gv29-8, 414 nucleotides long. RefSeq lists its product as uncharacterized. The transcript is spliced from 5 exons. The record is from RefSeq and is a predicted model, not a curated record. The coding region runs from base 1 to 414 and encodes 137 amino acids. Lineage: Eukaryota; Fungi; Ascomycota; Sordariomycetes; Hypocreales; Hypocreaceae.